CUGCCUCUCCGGUGCCGGCGGGGCUGGAGCAGGGACACAGGGACACAGGCGGGCGGGAUGGCUGCGCGGCUGCGGGCGCUGCUGCUGGCGCUGUGCGCGGUGCUCGCUGCCGCCCGGGCCGCCGAGGCCGAGCCGGUGGCCGGGGCUGCCAGCCGGCGGCGGCGGCUGAGCGCCGAGGAGGGCAUCUCCUUCGAGUACCACCGCUACGCCGAGCUGCGGGAGGCGCUGGUGGCCGUGUGGCUGCAGUGCCCCGCCAUCAGCAGGAUCUACACGGUGGGGCGCAGCGCCGAGGGCCGGGAGCUGCUGGUCAUCGAGAUCUCCGACCGGCCCGGCGAGCACGAGCCCGGAGAGCCAGAAUUUAAAUAUGUUGGGAAUAUGCAUGGGAAUGAAGCUGUUGGAAGGGAGUUACUCAUCUUCCUGGCACAGUACUUGUGUAACGAGUACCAGAAAGGRAAUGAUACUAUUAUCAACUUGAUCCAUAGCACACGUAUCCAUAUCAUGCCAUCUUUGAACCCAGACGGCUUUGAGAAGGCAGCAUCUCAGCCCGGUGAACUGAAAGACUGGUUUGUUGGUCGAAGCAAUGCCCAAGGGAUAGAUCUAAACAGAAAUUUUCCAGAUCUUGACAGAAUAGUUUACAUUAAUGAGAAAGAAGGUGGCCCAAACAACCAUCUUCUGAAGAACAUGAAAAAAGCCGUGGACCAGAAUCCCAAGCUUGCUCCUGAAACGAAAGGUGUCAUUCACUGGAUUAUGGAUAUUCCCUUUGUGCUCUCUGCCAACCUUCAUGGAGGAGACCUUGUUGCAAAUUAUCCUUAUGAUGAGACUCGGAGUGGCAGUGCUCAUGAAUACAGCUCCUGCCCCGAUGAUGCUAUUUUUCAAAGCCUGGCUCGCAGUUAYUCUUCUUUUAACCCUGCCAUGUCCGAUCCAAACCGACCACCGUGUCGCAAAAACGAUGAUGACAGCAGCUUUGUGGAUGGAACAACCAAUGGUGGUGCAUGGUACAGUGUCCCAGGAGGAAUGCAGGAUUUCAAUUACCUCAGCAGCAACUGCUUUGAAAUCACAGUGGAGCUUAGCUGUGAAAAAUUCCCACCUGAAGAAACUCUGAAAGGUUACUGGGAGGACAACAAGAACUCUCUUAUAAAUUACAUUGAACAGAUUCAUCGAGGAGUGAAGGGGUUUGUUAAAGAUCUUCAGGGCAAUCCAAUAGCAAAUGCUACAAUUUCUGUGGAGGGCAUAAGCCAUGAUGUUACAUCAGCCAAGGAUGGUGAUUACUGGAGAUUGCUUGUGCCUGGAAAUUACAAAGUUACGGCCUCAGCACCAGGCUAUCUAGCAAUAACUAAAAAAGUGGCUGUGCCCUUCAGCCCUGCGGUUGUGGUUGAUUUUGAACUGGAGUCAUUGUCUGAAAGAAAAGAAGAGGAAAAAGAAGAGUUGAUGGAAUGGUGGAAGAUGAUGUCAGAAACACUAAAUUUUUAAAUGAAAAUUUUGGCUUUACAGCUUUUAAUCUAUUAUAUGUUGACUUAGUAUAAUGUACUGUGGAAACUCCCUAUAUUCUAGAUUUUGUGCACUUCACAAUAAUUAACUUUGAAUUUUUCAGUCAUCUUUUGAUUAAUAURAUUACAAAUAACUACUAGCCUCCUAGGUAGAUAAAUAAGUUAUUAAUUUUCUUUCAUAUUGUUAUAGAAAAUUUACUCUUCUAUAAAAAUCAGAAAGAAUGAAUAUGCAGCCUGUAUGACAGUMAAAUCUAUUGUGUAUUAUUUGCAAGUUCAGAAUAUGUAGGUUAACACUUGAUUUUAAAAAAGAAAUAUGCUGUAGUUAAUUACCAAUACUGCCAGAAAUAUUUGACAGUGCAUAGUAGUAGACAGUGCUCUUUACUGAGUUCUAUAAUGGAUGUUACUGRAAAGACUUCUAAUAACAGUGUGUGGUGUAAUAAUGUUUUACAAGGAUUAAAAUUUAGUAUAACACUUUGUAUGUCUCUGGUGUUGGGGCURUUUGAAUAUGUAAGAAACAUAAGCUGGCUUCAUUUAGUAAGCAGAAAGAAUCUGCAUAAACUCUUUUACUAAAAAUGGCAUAGAAUGAAUUCAGGAAAUAGCAGAGCUUUAUUCCUUAAACAGCUGAUAAUGUUUGAAGACCAGGUUUAAUUAUUUCUCAUUCUUUGUUAAGAAAAUUAGAAAUUCUGAGUGGAAGAAGAGCUAGUGUAUCUGAUUAAUAUGCUGCUUGGGUUUGUUUUGCAGCAAGAAAAAUAAUUUCAGGUCAUGUGUGUGCUAAUUAAAUAAUUACCUUUUCAACAGUCUUCACUUGUAUCCAUGAUGUCUGGAUAAUCAGCCAAAAGUUCAUCUGUUCACUGAAGGCUACCAAAAUGUUACAGUUUAGACAAUAAACUAGAAAUCURCUGAGAUUAUGGUUUUAGUCUUGCAAGUCAAAAUGGAUUUGUUUCCAGCUGUUUCUUCUGCUGGCUAGUGUUAUCUAAAACURGAAGCAAGACAGAUAAAUGACAAUUUUUUCAGUGUGGUGAAUUCUUUUCGAUAUUGUUGAAGAUUAUACAAAAAGCAACUUUGACUUAAAAUGAUCCUUCUUGAUCCCUUUUUGUUUUUAUACUUUAAUUGACAUACUGUAGUAUUUUGGCUAAGAUGAGUGAAAUUUGCAGAGUCAGACAAUACACAUGGACCAUAGUWGGUACAAAUUUGGUAUAAUUUUUCUGGAAUGACUCCUGGUAUACUGGAGAUAAGCUAAGAAUCUUGUCUGUUUGAAAGCUUACACACURUUGCUAUCCAUUUUAAUUCAAAAACAGAUAUUUGAUACAGAUCUCCUUCCUCUGUUUCUUUAAUACCACUGUCUGUGUUUUGAUUAGCAUAUUAUUUUAGCUGAUGCUGGUUCAGAAUCAGUCAAYUGUGCACUAUCACGCUCCUGCUGUGAGUGAAAAAUCACAUAUCCAGGUGUAGGAUCCAAAUUUACCUCCUUUGGAUGUUUAAAAAUUUACUUAAAAUAGUAUUUUCUGAGAAUUUUAAAUUCUUUAAAAAUAGCACUUGAUUCUUUUAAGGAACAAGGCUUAAGGUUUGACACACAUUGAUAAACUAAACAGCAAUAAAAAGGCAUAAACUAUCUCUCUCUGAUCAAGAGUUUGUGAUGUAACCUGUAGCUCAUUUGGGUAGUAGAUGUUUAAUUCCAAAUUUCAGAGGAAAUGUACUUGCUGUAAGUCAUUAUAUAGUGAUGAAUUUCGAGUCUCCAUUGCAAUGAGAAACCCCAGUGGCAAAGAAAAAAUGUGUCUUAAUAACACCUGUGGCUAGAGCGUGCAUAAAGGACAUCUGGUUGCAGCAACUCGGAUGUCUGUGACAAAUUGARAGGCCAAGAUGCAGCACAGAGCACCUUCUGUGCCCUGAUGUAAUGAUCUUGUUUUUAACUGAACCAGGUAAGGUUGAAGCACAUGGUAUAAAAAUGAAUUAUAACAAGAUGUUACUGGCAUGUGGGMAAAUGGCUACAGGAGUGUAAACUAAUGUAAUAAGCCAAGUGUAUAUUUGUACAGAACACUUUGGUCUGCUUCUUCCAAACCUAAGAAUUUCAAUCUGAAUGACACUUCCUCGCGGUAUGAUGCCUGUUGUGCAUCCAGUCUUCCCGUGGCAUAGUUAGUGCAGACAUUGCAUCAAACUGAUCUCAUAUCAGGUUUUUAAUCCAUAUGAUGUGUGUGAGAUCCUCUGGUCUAUUGUUUCAUACAUUUGCUAUUAAAUGUGGUGUCCCUUAAGUGMUCUGUUUGUUGUGCUCUCGGUGACUGCUUGCUUUUACUGUGUUGAGAACAGGUUAAAGUGAUUAAAUGUUACAACACCAGAACCACUGCCACUGUUCUUGCUCUAGGUAAACAUCCUUAAGAACAGCGUAGCCAGGACUSUCAAUAAAUUAAUUCAUUAUGUAGYUUUCCUAGCUGAGCUGAGCUGUGUUGUAGGACUGUGUAUGUUUAAUGGAAGAUUAAAGUGUUACGUGAUGCUGAGCUUUUGGUUUAAAAGGCACAUGCUGUACUAUUGUACAAUAAAUCUACAGUUUURUUUAAAAUGUAAAAUGUGUGAGUAAUUUGCAGGUUCAAAAUGUGAGCUCUUUGGCUGUGCAUGUCUGCAAAGUAUGACAUAAACAUCCUCCGUGGGUGCAUUUGCCAUUUAAUUUGCUGUUUGAACAGAGAUAGGAGACUGGGAUUAGUGCUGMUAUCCCACUGGGAGCCAUCCACAACCCCUUAACUUUGUGCCAGGACAUCCUCCUUUUGAAGGAUAYGUCUUUCUGAGCAGUUGGAGGCUUUCAAGUCAAGUAAGAGAUAGUAAUGAGAUGCUCUUCAUUCAUGGUGGGACAGGGCAGACACKUUUGCGUGUCUCUCUCCCAGUAUUUACAGAAAAAUCUUUUUCCGUAUCGAUCCUUAGGAUUAAAAAGCAGAGUGUGCUAUGUGUGUGCAAAUCUGGGAUACCACACAUUCCUUAUGGCCAAGCAUUCCUUGCAACUACAGUGAUCAGGAUUAUAGAAAAAAAGGAAGUCAAAUAAAAUCACUGCAUCUGAAAUGUGUUUCCCAGCUAGGUUGUGGUGUUCACAUCCAUAAAUGUGAAUUCACAUGCAGUCAUGCCUAGUCCUGAGCUGCUAAUAACAUAAUUAAAGUGUAAAUGAAACCUGAGGUGGUAUGUUAGAAAGAAUUGUUAUCAAGUUUCUUUGAGUUUUUAAGCAGGUAUGACACAUGUCUUUGGAACACUUAAAACUAUGCCUGGAAAGGAAGAGGUUUCASAGAAGGAUGACAGGUUUAGAGAAGCUUGUAUUUAAAGUUAAAAGCUGCRGUUGAAGGGAGCCCGGUUUUCUCCCAUAUCUGUGUUUAGUCUGACUCUGUGCGGAGGCUGCAGAAGAGCAGCAGUUUAAUGACGGCCUCGCUAAGAUUUAGAGCAGCUCUCUAGAGCUUCUUAAUAAAUCUGCUCCACUGGAGGAGUGCCUURUUUCCUGCUUAUAGUCAGCUCUGGAAAUACAGGAUUGAGAAAUGCCACUGCAGUGCUUGCUUUCUCCCUUUCUGAAUCUUGCAAAGUAGUUCUGAUCGUCCCCUUGCAGGUAUUUUACUCCCUCAGUAUGUUUCUGUUUGUGUAGGGAGCUACGUCUGUUAUGAAUAAUUUACCGCUUGUUAAUUUGGCUCAUAAGCUUGGUCAUUGACACAGCCUCUCUUCCAUUAUUUCUGACGUACAUAAUUAAAUCCAGAAAACAAAAACACUCAGGAGAUUUUCUGAAAGUCAUGACAUAAAAAAACCCAAAACAGUGGGUUUUGUUUACCUCCUGGCUUGUGAGUGUUUUCAAGUGAGCUUGCUUCAAGUUUUUGUUUUUAAAGCCUGCUUUAGGGAGAGAAUUCUGUGACAAUCGAGAAGUUGAUGUAAUCCUAGGCAUCCAGAGACCAAGGUUUUUAGCAGUAUAGCAAGUAUKGGUUUCAGUAGUAUAAAAAUGAGGUAUUUCAGUAUAAAAGUGAGAUACUUAGAAACAACUGCUGUUUGCUUUUAUUAACUGUGAUAAUGGUAGUAUAUUAAUUGAGUAAAAUGGCCUUGCAAUGCUAAUCUUUGUUCAUCCCUUAUUUUACUUCUCUGUGCCCCAGGCACUGUAUUCCAGCAACGAUUUAAACAUGCCGAUGAUUAGGCUACAUUUUCCCUGAAUUAAUGGUUAAUAAUCCAUGUUAUUUUGUCUUGGUUCUCCUUUCAUAUUGACUUAAGCCACUACAGAUUUUUGUAAUCAUAGAUCCCUCUGCACAGUGGAAAUUGUCAAAUAGAGAAGCUGAAGAAUUUGGCUCCUGCAUUGGGAAUGUAAAGGGAAUUUGACAUCUGGAAAUACACUGGAAGCACUCUGGUUGUUGUGAAAUAAGUAGAUUUUACAGACUUUUUUUUGUAAUAGUUCUUUAGUAAAUGGCUGAAUAAGUUAUGUGGCUGUGUGAUUCUAGSGGUGCAUGUAUCUGUAUCUUUAUUUUUAAGGAAAAGGUACUCUGGAAAGGUUAGCCUAGAGUCUGAGGGGUCAGCGCUCUCUGGUGUC
Molecule: messenger RNA, 6015 nt
Organism: Malurus melanocephalus (red-backed fairy wren)
Lineage: Eukaryota; Metazoa; Chordata; Aves; Passeriformes; Maluridae
Gene: CPE
Product: carboxypeptidase E
Exons: 9
Coding region: 58-1470 (470 amino acids)
Biological process (GO): proteolysis
Molecular function (GO): zinc ion binding; metallocarboxypeptidase activity
Source: RefSeq, a predicted model, not a curated record